This is a messenger RNA of Toxoplasma gondii ME49, 824 nucleotides long. RefSeq lists its product as hypothetical. The coding region runs from base 45 to 701 and encodes 218 amino acids. The transcript is spliced from 13 exons. Lineage: Eukaryota; Apicomplexa; Conoidasida; Eucoccidiorida; Sarcocystidae. The record is from RefSeq and is a predicted model, not a curated record.
UAGAAUUUCAUGUUGUAAUAGAUGCGUUUUCGGAUGUUGCGACAAUGUCGUCAUACCUGGUUGCUUCCUGUCUUCUACUCGCACUGUCUAGCAUGCAGCCGAGCGGGGCGGAGGGCUACCUCGAACCACCGGUCAUGCCACAAUUUAUGAGUCCGCAGCGGCCUGGCAAUGAAAACUUCCCACCGAACACGGUAGUAGCCCCGGUUGCGGCGAACGUCGGGCUACAAUAUCAGCCCUGGUCCGGCUCGGAUGCAGAUGACUUGGAAUAUCCGACAGUAAACGUGCACUACAACUUCGAACCGAAAGACUGGAACAAGAAGAGAGACGAGCUACGCGAUAGAAUCGCUUUUGAUCGAGAGAAAAAUAAAUUCUUGGCCAACGCGGAUCAGGACCAGGUGGACCUUCAAGAUGUGAUAGAAGGCCAAAACGCGCAGCUGCAAGGGAUGACUGCUUUGCUUGUUGAGGAAGCAAUGGAAGCAAAGAAUGCAGCUGCUGGAGUCGUCGCGAAGAAAAUCCCGGAGGGUGUCAAAACAGGAACGGCACUGGGAACAAGCGCGAUGGAAAGCAUCGAACCCCGUCUGAAUGGUAUGUACACCCCUGCCAAAAAUAAAAUGAAGUCCUUCUCCGGCUCGCACAUUCGGAGCUAUUCGGCGACACGUGACAUUUUCGAGCAUUUGGCAGACGAGUUUGCUGCUAUGUGAACGGGAGCUACCAAUACAAAUCUGACAAGUUCAGUUGUGCUAGUGAUGACAUACUUUGCCCACGCCUUUGUGCUAUCGGCCGUCUACGGGCCCUCGCCUUGGGCAUGCCACAAGGGGGAUUCC